This is a messenger RNA of Fusarium verticillioides 7600, 1952 nucleotides long. RefSeq lists its product as hypothetical. NCBI's taxonomy places the organism in Eukaryota, Fungi, Ascomycota, Sordariomycetes, Hypocreales, Nectriaceae. The record is from RefSeq and is a predicted model, not a curated record. The transcript has a single exon. Bases 314 to 1816 code for a protein of 500 amino acids.
AUUAAAAGAAUCAGGCCACUUUCUUACGUACAGCCGUUGGGUGUUCCCAAGACUAUUGUUUCAACUUUUUCGUCGAUUCUGUAGCCAGCAACUUGGUCCCGUUCCUUCGUAUUGACAACCCCUCACUGUUGACCCUGGUAGCUUCUUAGAACGAGCAGCUAAGAAGAACAAAGGGGCUACCAAACCAUCCUGCCAAGAACCCACUCUCGGCUACCAGGCUCAUAAAUCCAGCUCAAUCUCACACCCAUACUCCUCCCUAUCACGCAAACUUUCACACACACAUCUCACCAUAUCCACAAGCCCCACGCCCGCCAUGCCCAAGCAAGAGGUCUACCAUCUUCACCCACUAGGCUGGGAAAACGACCCCGAAGAGGAACGCUUCAAGGUCACCACGCUCGACUACCUCACAGUCUGCAGCUACAACAACUACGCUCUGUUCUUCAAGCUAGAGGACUCGGAGAAAGAAAGAGCCGCUGAGAUCCUCAAGGCUGGGCUGGAGAGGACGCUGGCGCAGGCGAGACACUACUGUGGGGCCAUUGAGAAGGAUCCUGGCGGUGGUCACUCAUUUACCAAGAAGAGGGAUAGUACUGUGCGGUUCUUUGUGCAGUGGCUUGAUGCACCUGAGGAUACGGACAAGUAUCCUUCUUUUGAGGAUCUUGAGAAGACGAAUUUUAGCGCGGUGACGCUGGGGGAUCUUGAGCAAUGGAGUGUACCGCCCAUGACAUAUGGCGAGAAGCCUGAAGCACAUCCUGACAACAGUCCCGUCGUGUCAGCCUUCAAGGCCAACUUCAUCAGGGGUGGAUUGGUGUUCAACAUUCAUCAUCACCACUACACCAACGAUGUAAUGGGCUGGGCAGGCUUCGUUCAUCAGCUAGCUGAGAACUGCUACGCUGAUGUGAACGGCACCAAACAUCCAACCUGGGAUCCUCUGAACCUCGACGUCUCGCGCCUCAUCAAGCAAGAGCCCCCAGAAGAUCAAAAGAUCGAUGGUCCAGCCCCCCCAGAGCGCCAUCCAGCCCACCAAGUCGGCGUGUCUCUACUCUUCCACCUCCCCAAGAGCAAAGCCGCCGAGCUCAAAGCCAAAGCCACUCCCACCGACGGAACCUGGAUCUCGACAUACGAUGCCUUCUCAGCCUUUAUCUGGCGUAACCUCACACGUAUCCGAGCGCCCGUCUUCAACCCCGAUCCGAACUCGACUUUAUACUGGUGUGAAGCUAUCGAUAUGAGACGUCGGAUGCACAGUCCAAAGGUGCCGCCGCGUAUUCAGCAUAAUGUAAUGUUCGCUGUUACGUCUCCUACUGCACCUGUUACACAGCCUACUGUUGCACAGAUAAUGUCGGAGUGGUCGUUGUCAGAGUUGGCGUCGUAUAUCCGCCGCUUGACCAACAGCGUUACGCAGGAGAACCUUGACAAGACGCUUGAGAUGGUGGCUACCAUUCGCGACAAGACAUCUUUGAACACACGAGUCGAUGCUCAGCCUCCUCUGUCGAUUCUUCAGACGGACCAUCGCGAUGCAAACAUCACUUCAGCUGACUUUGGCUUCGCCAAGCCAGCUACAUACCGUCACCUGCUCGAUCGGAUCACAGAGGGUGUCAUCAUCGUUUACCCACCUCGUGAUCCGUCACCUGAGUCAGAUGAGGGGUGUGAGUUUGCUAUCUUUUACGAGAAGAGGCUUGCUCAAGAUUUGAUCAAUGAUCGUGAAUGGAGCGAGUACUUUGAGUAUAGAGGGGUUGAUGCUGAGGAUGCUUCUGAAGCCAAAAAGGCAAAUGGCACAAACGGAGUAAACGGCGCAAAUGGAGCCACUAGCUCUUCUUAGAUGUAGAUACAUGUAGUCGCCUUGAAUGAACUGAUCAAACGCUCAAUAGCUUCCAGUAAAGCCUUUCCAUCCUCAAACUCUCCAUGAACCAGUCAUCGCCAACCUUCUUCCACGUCUCGUGAUAAUGCCCACCGCC